Ictalurus punctatus (channel catfish) is the source of this 2623-nucleotide messenger RNA. RefSeq names its product mitotic arrest deficient 1 like 1 (gene mad1l1). Bases 111 to 2264 code for a protein of 717 amino acids. The record is from RefSeq and is a predicted model, not a curated record. NCBI's taxonomy places the organism in Eukaryota, Metazoa, Chordata, Actinopteri, Siluriformes, Ictaluridae. Gene Ontology annotation, biological process: mitotic spindle assembly checkpoint signaling; attachment of mitotic spindle microtubules to kinetochore. Gene Ontology annotation, cellular component: nuclear envelope; mitotic spindle; kinetochore. The transcript has 18 exons.
CCGCUUCAUUUCCGCAGUAGGCGUAGUAGUAGUAGUAGUAGUAGUAGAAGAAGAAGCGCUGUAAACGGAGGGAGAUUUGUUCAAUACGAGCUCCCAGUAUUUUCUCCGAGAUGGCUGAUCUGGAGGACGACACCAUGAUCUUCUCCACGCUGAAGUCUUUUAAGAGUUUAAUCGCUCGUCCUGAGCGCUCUGUGCUGGAGCCUGAGCCGGCGUAUGGCAGGAGCGACUUCCAGAAACUCUACACACAGAGAGUGGAGAUGGAGGAAGCAGCUGAACGAAUCCACUCCAAGACCAACCUGCUGCAGCUCACUCAGGAGAAACAGCAGAUGGAGCUGAGUCACAAGCGAGCGCGGAUCGAGCUGGAGAAAGAGGCUCACAACAGCUCCAGGGAUUUACAGAGACAGUUCGACCUGAACCAGGACCUGCUGACGAAGAUCAGACGCCUGGAGGAAAAAGAGGAGAAAACCCUCCAAGCGCUGAACGAGCAGCUGGAAAAGAACAAAUCCCUCAAGAGGACGGUGGAGGAGCUCCAGAAGCAAGCGUACGACAAGGACGGGAAACUCUCCGAGGCCAAUCAGAUGAUGGGCGAACUGAAGGACGAGAUCCGGACGCUGAACCAGAAGCUGCAGAUCCAGGAGUCGAAGUUCUCCACGCAGAGUUUGGAGAAGCAGGCUUUAGAGGAGCAGCUGGAGAUGCAGCAGAAGAAAUACCAGGAGGUGAAUCAGAAGUACCAGAACCUGCAGACGUCCCAGAUAUCCAACACUGAGAGUGAAAUCAAGAUUAAGGAACUGAAGAGGCGUUUGGAGCUGCAGGAGCAGGACUCGAUCAUCGUGAAGAACAUGAAGACCGAGGUGACCAGGCUUCCUGAACUGAAGAGAGAAAUUAAACGUCUGCAAGAGGAGAACUCUUAUCUCAGAGAGACGCGGGAGAACAGCAGUCUACUGAAAGAGGAGACGGAGGGAUUGAGGAGGAAGCUGGAGAGAAUGGAGAAGGUUCUAGAAGAGAAACUGAAGCUAGAACUGGAAAAAGAGAAAGUGGUUCAGGAGCUGCAGGCUUGGGAGAACCUCGGCCGGACCACGGGCCUGGACAUCAGGAAGCCGGAGGACUUGUCCAGGGAAGUGAUGCAGAUCCAGCAGAGAGAGCUGAGUCUGAAACAGCAGAACUACACGCUGACCAGCAACAUUCACGCGUUGGAGAAGACUCGCGUGCAGCUGCAGACGGAGACGAACGAGUUUCGCGCCAAAGCUCUAGAGGAGCAGAAGAAGCGAGAAAACCAGGACGCCCUGGUCCGCCGCCUGCAGAAGAGAGUUCUGCUCCUCACCAAGGAGCGUGAUGGUAUGAGGGCGAUUCUGGAGUCGUACGAUAGCGAGCUAGCAGCUAGUGAGUACUCUCCUCAGCUCACACGCAGAGUUAAAGAAGCUGAGGAGAUGCUGCAGAAGGUCCAGAAUCACAACGCUGAGAUGGAGAUUCAACUUUCUAAAGCACAGGAGGAGGCUGGAACCUUCAAACUGCAGGCACAAGAGGUUGCUGUGGAACUGGAGGCUCUGAAAGAACAGAAGUCUUCUGUUUCUGAGGCGAGUCACAUAGCAACAGAGGAGGAGAUUAAAUUCUUAAGGCAGAAGGUCGAGGAGCUGGAGUCAGAACGCCAGAAGCUGGAAGAGCAAAACAAUGUUCUGGAGAUGAGAUUAGAGAGACACAACCUGCAGGGAGAUUACGAUCCGGUGAAGACCAAGGUGGUGCACUUCCGUCUGAACCCCACCAGCGUGGCGAAGAAGGAGCGUGUCGAGGAGGUGGAGCAGCUGAAGGUGGAGUGCGAGCGUCUGCGAGAACGCCUUCGCAAGAUGGAGGCCGGAGGAGCCGUCCCGGCGGACGACACCACGCUGGUCAUUCCGCCCUCACAGGAGAUAUUAGAUUUGCGCAAACAGAUGGAGAGCGCUAAGCUGAAGAACCAGCGGCUGAAGGAGGUGUUCCAGAAGAAGAUCCAGGAGUUCCGGACCGCCUGCUAUGUUCUGACCGGGUACCAGAUUGACAUUACUGUGGAAAACCAGUACCGCCUCACCUCGGUGUACGCCGAGCGCAUGGAGGACUCGCUGCUCUUCAAGGCCAGCGGAGCGGUCGGAAGUGGAAGCAUGCAGCUGCUGGAGACGGAUUUCUCUCGUACGUUGACCGAGUUGGUGGAUCUGCAUCUCUUCCACCAGAAGAGCAUCCCGGUGUUCCUCAGCGCCGUGACGCUCGACCUGUUCAGCCGGCAAACCGUCGUUUAACACCGCGAUCGGAAAUCUUAGUUUUCUUCUUCUUCUAGAGAUGUGAUGAUACGCAGAAACGGACUGUUUAAAAAAAAAAAAAAGCUUUUAAAAGAUGUUUCGGUGUACGGAAUGUGAUCGUGGACCUCGAUCGUAGUCUUAAAGAAAAAAGAGUGGAGUUUAGCGUAAUGCAGUCAAGUACUUUAACGCAGACGCAGACGAGACGACUGCGCCAGUCGUUUCGCUCGCUUCAUCGGAUUCUUAAAAGGUCGUCAUGGCGUCGCUGUCCGAUUCGUCCGGCGCUGUAGAAAAACGUAACGGAUAUGAGCGGGUUUUUUUUUUUUAUUUACUUUCCUAAAUAAAGAAUCAUUCGAACGGUU